CUUGAAAUAUAAUAAAUUCUCUCUAGUGGCAUUCGUCAAUGAAUAUCUUAGAACAACAUAAAGUUUUGUUCCGUAGAACGUUUGGGUAAUAGGUGAAACCUUGAUUCUUGAACUUGUGAUAUAUGGGGGGAUGCUUACUUGAUAUCCCAAUUACAAUGUGAGUUCAAUAUGCCAAGUCCUUCUGAACUUAGGAAUGCUAGAGAUGCUUCUUUUAGGCUCUAUUUCUCUCAGCUAUUAUACGUCUUAGAGAUAUUUCCUUCUUUAGUUUGUUUCCUAGUUCUUGAGUUGUUAGAAUGCUAACUUUCUGAUAAUCUUGUUGUCUUCCUUGCAGUCAACUUUUACCACAUGCUGCUUAUUUAGUGCAUCUGCUUUCAGUGUAUUUAAAGAGAUGUGCAUUGCCAGAAUUGAGGAUAAAGGUUUACUUAAUCACAAGAAUGUUGCUGAUAUCCAUGGGUGUUGGGAUGACAGUAAGCCUGGCACGGGAAGUUGCUAAAAACGCAUUGAUUGAUCUGAAUCCCAUUGUGAAUGAAAGUGGUGGUGCACCUUCUAGUGGAAUCUCAUCAAAGCCUUGUACUGAAGCAUUGCUUCAAACACCGCAAUCUAGCCAUAGAAAGAGGAAGCAUGGAGCUUCAAGCAGAUCUCUUGAGUGGCGUAAGACUAGUAGUUUGGAAGAGGGGAACCCCAAGAACCAUACGUUAUCUCCUAUUCCUGUGAGAAUCGCUGCACUUGAGGCCUUAGAAGCUCUUGUCACUGUGGGUGGUGUAUUGAAAUCUGAAGGAUGGCGAUCUGAUGUUGAUUUUCUUCUGAUGAACAUAGCUACAAAUUCUAUGAAAGGGGGACAGGCUGGUAAUAACAAAAACAUUUACCAGCCGAAUGAACCUGUUGAUAUUUGGGGUGAUUUUCAGCUUGCUGCUCUACGAGCACUUUUGGCAUCAUUACUUUCUUCUUGUGUCCGCCCCCCUUAUUUAGCUGAGGGUCUUGAUCUUUUCCGUAGAGGCAAGCAAGCAACUGGAACCAAAGUUGCUGGAUUCUGUGCUCAUGCUCUUUUGACCUUAGAGGUCCUUAUACAUCCCAGGGCACUCCCACUAUCAGGUUUCUCUGAUGGAGUUAGCCACAAGCUCCCAGAAAACAUGUACCCUAGUAGUGUAAAGCACCGAACACCGUUUUCAAGUGACUUACAGGGAAUGGUGUAUGAUGCUUCUGAUUCAGAUUGUGACGACCUAUAUAAUAGCUGGCUUGCAACUGGUAAAGAAAUGGAAGCACCGAAGAGUGACCUAGACAAGACUAUGCAGGCUGGAGAGCCAUCCAAAGCUCUAACAAUUCAUCGGGAUAAAAAACUUUCUGUAGAUGGUUCAUUUGGUAAAGAGACUCUAGGAGGAAGUGCACGGGAGCUUGAAGUACCCAUUAAGGAUGUGGAGAUGAGAGUCAAUGGGGCUGAAAAUAUGGUUGAAUCCUGCCAAUUUCAAGAAUCCGCAAUGCAACUUGAGAAUGAUCUGUCUUCAAAAGGUGCCUCAGUGUCUCGAACUACAGUUGUUGAGGAAGUCUUUGGGAGGGUUUUUCUGGGAAAUGGUCCAUCAGAUCAAGCAGGUAGCACUACGGUUACAAGCCAUGAUGUGGUGGUGGCUAAGGGUGAUGGGUUUCUUGGCAGAGAGAGUAAUUCGGCGUCUGCUUCAAAUCCUGAGAAGGGCAAGGGAAUCGCAUAUGAACUGGGCACUGAUUCAGAUGUGGAUUCAUUUCCUGAUAUUGUGGAUCCAGAUUCUGAUUCUGAAUGAUGUGUAAGAGUUUUUGGUUUAUUGAGUUUGUUUUGUAGAGGUUCUAGAAUUCGUCUUGGGUUUGGAGGAAUCAGGGAGUUGGUUUACAUUGUUUGUUCGUGUCGUUAGACAUCUUAGACAAGGGUCUGGUGAAGGGGAAGAAAUUCAGAAAUUGGCUCAAGUGUCUGGUUAUCUUUUUGUAACGAAGUUUUACUUUUACACACUCAUGAUGUUUAUUGAGAUGUUAAAGAAGCUAUUCCUAACCUUUUAUGGAAGUUUUGCCAAAAUGUCAAUCGGUUACGUAAUG
Molecule: messenger RNA, 2058 nt
Organism: Malus domestica (apple)
Lineage: Eukaryota; Viridiplantae; Streptophyta; Magnoliopsida; Rosales; Rosaceae
Source: RefSeq, a predicted model, not a curated record